Messenger RNA from Camelina sativa (false flax), 1343 nucleotides. Its product is annotated as SPX domain-containing protein 4. The record is from RefSeq and is a predicted model, not a curated record. Gene Ontology annotation, biological process: cellular response to phosphate starvation. NCBI's taxonomy places the organism in Eukaryota, Viridiplantae, Streptophyta, Magnoliopsida, Brassicales, Brassicaceae.
CCUCUGCUUUUAUCAUCUCUCUCUCUCUCCCUCGUCGUUCUUAUCCAGCUCCGCUACCAUCUCCAUAGUCUCUCUCUCUCUCUCUCUCUCUCUCUCUCUCUCUCUCUCUCUCUAUCAGAUCCAAACUACAUGAAAUUCGGGAAAGAGUUUCGUACUCACCUCGAAGAGACGUUACCGGAGUGGAGAGACAAGUUCCUUUGCUAUAAGCCUUUGAAAAAGCUUCUCAAAUAUUACCCCGAUCCCCCUCCCUCUGCUUCUGGUUCCCAUCUCCUCGAUUCGUCCUCCCGCCCCUCUGCUUCUGGUUCCCAUCUCCUCGAUUCGUCCUCCCGCCCCGUCUUUGCUGAUACUACUAACAUCUCUUCCGCUGACCACGACCACGACGUUCUGGUUCUUCCCGCCGCCGGCGUCAGGCCUACCGAGGAUCUCCAGGGCUCGUUUGUCAGGAUUCUCAACGAGGAGCUUGAGAAAUUUAAUGAUUUUUACGUCGAUAAGGAAGAAGAUUUCGUUAUCAGAUUACAGGAGCUCAAGGAAAGAAUAGAGCUAGUUAAGGAGAAGAACACUGGGAAUGGGGAAUUCGCUUCAGAAAGCGAAUUUAGCGAAGAAAUGAUGGGUAUUCGCAGAGACCUUGUUACCAUUCAUGGCGAGAUGGUCCUCUUAAAAAACUACAGCUCUCUUAAUUUUGCAGGACUUGUCAAAAUUUUGAAAAAGUAUGAUAAAAGAACUGGUGGACUUCUACGUUUGCCUUUCACACAGUUUGUUCUCCAUCAACCCUUCUUUACUACAGAGCCACUUACUAGGUUAGUCCGUGAAUGUGAGGCCAAUCUUGAGCUUCUCUUUCCCUCUGAAGCUGAAGUUGUUGAGUCCUCCAGCACUGCGCAAGCACAAUCAAGCUCACAUCAGAACCACUCCCCAAGAAUCUCUGCCGAGACUUCCUCAACUCUCGGCGAUGAAAAUCUUGAUAUAUAUAAGAGUACACUCGCUGCUAUGAGAGCUAUAAAAGGUUUACAAAAGGCUAGCUCCACUUACAACCCAUUAUCAUUCUCAUCCCUUCUUCAGAACGAGGAUGAUGAGACGGUAACAGCUGAAAACUCUCCAAACUCUGGGAACAAAGAUGAUUCAGAGAAGGAAGAUACUGGACCUUCCCACUGAUCAGCAGUCAUCACAAUAGAAUAAUGCUCCUUUUUGGUCACGAUUUUGAGAUUUUUUUGCUACUUGAUAUCACCCUAACUUUUUCAUAAAUUAACACAUUUUUACAUCUUCACCUUUGCAGAACAAAGCUUCUGUUUGCAUUUGAACUGUAGUACAGUCGUUUUAUAGAUUUUCUAAGAAAAAUUUCUUCAUUG